Messenger RNA from Dentiscutata heterogama, 332 nucleotides. The record is from the annotation of a GenBank genome assembly. NCBI's taxonomy places the organism in Eukaryota, Fungi, Glomeromycota, Glomeromycetes, Diversisporales, Gigasporaceae.
AUGCGCACACGACCAGAUUUGAUUACUCAAGUACAAAAUUUAUCAGCAGCGUCUUUACCAUAUAAGACUAAAGUUAAUAUUUCAGAGCCAACUGAUAAAGAUACUAUAAUUAACCUAGUAAUGGAACAGUGCAAGCUUCUAUUUUUAUGUAUGCAAAAUUUUACUAAAAAAAUAUGUGAAACACUAAUUAAAAAGGCUAUCUCGUCAAUAGAUUCAGUAUCUAAAGAAUUUAAAGUGCUAGUUCGAAAAACACAGGAAUACUUAGAUAAUUUUCAGCAAAUAUUUAAUAAAAACAUGAUAGCUCUUGCCAAGGAUUUGCUUGUUAAGAAUUG